This is a messenger RNA of Caenorhabditis elegans, 684 nucleotides long. The record is from the annotation of a RefSeq genome assembly. NCBI's taxonomy places the organism in Eukaryota, Metazoa, Nematoda, Chromadorea, Rhabditida, Rhabditidae.
AUGGAAAUCACUGGAUUUUUGCCAAUUCAAUCAAUUCACACAGUUCGAAACAUUUCAAAAUGGGGAUUCUUCAAUCAAGAUUAGUUGGACCAUUUCUAAGAGACAAGAUGGAAAAUUUGUCAAGCGAGUCGAUUUUGUCAAUCGAGGGUGAUGCUCAUCGACUUUGGAUUAGCAGAAUCGUUUCUUGAUGAUAGAGGAAAUCACCGAGAGGUACAUAAUCGCCAUUAUCGAAAAGGAACUUAUGUUUACAUGAGUGCCAAUCAGCACCAUGAACAAUGUUUUGGAAAUACCCGAAGAGAUGACAUGGAGUCCUUGGUUUAUUCUUUGAGGAAAAUACUUGACCUCACUAUGUGCUGGAAAGAAGGACGGAGUGUGAACAAUGAUGAUACUCAUAGAAACUAUUUCAACUUGAAACAAGGCAAUCAAAAAAGUUGUUCACUUUGUGGAAUACAGCCGAUUAACGAUAUGCUUCAAUCGUGCCGCAUGCUCGAAUUCAAAGAUGAACCCAAUUAUGAAGCAGUGAAGCAGCUGUUUGUCUUGGAUAAAGCUAUGUCAAAAGCGUUGAAAAAUAAAAAGCAUGUUCCACCAAAAGCUACAUUCGACAUUUCUUUGGACGAGGAUCAACAGAAGUUGAUCGACAAAUUCAAUAUCUACUUCAACGAAGAAGACUAUGAUGCAAUGUGA